GCCCCCCUUCGUGGUGAAGGCACGUCUCAAGUUGUGCUCCGAAACAAUUUUCAAGGCGUCAAACGGGCUCGAGGAAUCAAUUUAGCAUCAGUCAUCUAUUAAAAAUUCGAGAGAAUUUUGAAAGGAACAUAUUAGCUAGCUACGCACUUCGAAUUUACUACGUUUAUUUUGGUUGUCUGUUAGAAAUUAUCACAGAAAUGGCAGAUCCGACGACACAGUCUGCCCAGAUCUUGUCCUCUCUGAACGCUUCAUCGACAAAAGAAUCCACAUAUUCCGGUAGGAAAUCAUUCAAAUAAAAAAACAAAGUUAAUAGCUCAAGUUCAGCUACCCUCGUAUGCAAUGCAUGUUCGAACAAUUGAUGUAUGUACGAUGGCGUGCGGGGUUUACGUGUGUGAAUGCUAACGGUGCCUCUGACAGUUAGCAAUUUCAUCACAGGUUGAACAGGACACACGUUGGCUACCUAGAAUAGAAGACACCAAUAACUAACGUUACAGUCCCUCUAUUUUGGUUAGCAGUGUUGCGAAAAGCCCAUACCAUAAAGCAAUUGUAUGGACCAUUUGGUAGCUAACAUUAGCUAAGUUAGGCCGAAGACCAGAGAAAGCCUUUUGUAUUUUGAUUAGCGCGGUAGCCCACAAUAGGUCGUUUGUUCACCCAGUUGAUAUUUGACCAAUGUUAUGUAGCUAAGGUAUUAUCACAGAGUUUCUAAACUGUACUGUCUUUGGUAUUGUACUUCCAAUAUGUUGCAAGCCAGCUAACUAACGUUACCUAAUACAAUACUGAAGCUAACGCUGCAAUCGUAUCCAAAUCAACAUAGCAGUAAUUAAGACUACUGUACUGUCUGUAUACAUGAUUCAUACUCCUACAGAUACUGUACAUGAGAGCUCAUGGUCAAUGCUAUCCGGUAACCUUGGGACGUUCCUUGGGACCUUGGGACGUUCCUAAGUCCUAACCUUAACCCUUACCUUACCCAUUUAAAAUGUCAACUUCAAUGGGGUGGGGACAUCCCAAGGAUUCCAGAUAACACAGACCGAGAGCACAUGGCCCUAUUCGGAUGCUUUUAAAAAUGGUUCUAAUCACCCUGACAAGGAUUGGAACGAUGAAGGCAUUGUUACCAUCCUUUUGCUUUCAUUAAUCAACCCAACCUUGUCAGCUCAGUGGUUUCGUCAAGGAAACGUAGGUGGUGAGGCAAAAAAAUAGAUUUUUGUUGUGUGUGUAUAUACACAGUAAAACAUUCUUAUGACUAACAUGUUGUUGGCACCUUUAAUUCUUGCACAUUUUCUCAUAAGUAUAUUUCAACACUGUAUACUCUAGGCAAAUUUGCUGAACUGCUAAACUUGGAACUAAUCAGAACUCCUGUACAUGCUCCUCUUGAUGGUGGCCAAUGUCCUGCUUCUAUCUAAAUGUAAACACGACCUCAAGUAAAACCCGAGCUGCUGUCUGUGUGUGAUGAAGACUGAAAUAAGAUAAAUAUCUGUUUUCGAGAGCACCUGAAAUAUGCAGCAUGCAAUGCGAAUUGUCUUGAUAUUAUGAAAAGGUAACUCCGUUGACCACUUAGCCAAUUUUAUUGAAAGCUAGCCAAUGUUACAGGGGAGAGGCUAUAUGGACAUGCCUGGUGCCCAAAUGGAUGGCGUAUGUCGUGCAGCUGAGCGUCGUGUGGAGACCAGUGGAUUCGGUUCAGUCAGUCGUGCUGAUCAGCCUUUCCCAGCUAGAAAUGAUGGCUACUAGCAGCAGCAUGGCACUAUUUUAAACUUGUAAAAGUUAGUGAUGUUUAUUUUGAUGGGCGAGGUAGUAAUAACUUGUAGUAUUGGUCACCAUCUCCAAUUUGUUCAAUCCCACUUGAUUUUAUUUUGAGUAGGAUAGCAGCCUUCACGAGAAAUAACUGUAAUAUUGGUAGUAACCAUCCGGAUGUCACCGUGAUACAGUCCACUGCUCAAUGGGGAGAGUUUGCGCUGCAAGCCAGCAACACAAUAUUGGGCACAGUGUCCUUUGCUCCCGCAGUAAGAAGAGGGAACGUUAGCUAGAUGGUGAUGGUGUAGCCAAUAUCAGGCCAGGGUGACAGCUAAAGCACAUUUAUUGUAGUGAUUUUUACCUAAAAUGUACAACUACGGCAUUAACGUCUAGCGUUAAAUUUUUUUGUAAAAUAACAAUUACUCCUAUAAUAACUGAAUGAUUCUGUACAUUCCAAACUUCGGCAGACUAGUUUCAAAUUCACGCUGAAGUUUGUAGCCACAAGCUUAACUAACUAGCUGGGAAGGGCUCGUCAGGACGACUGACUGAACUGAACCGAAUUCGUUUUUCUCCACUCCGCUCUUGCUGCGCGACAAACGUCAUCAAUUUGGGCACAAACGUCCAUAGUCUCUCCCAUGUUAGUUUGACUAGCCUAGCCAACUAUAGUAAAUGUCAAUUUGGCUGCUAAGGAAGCUAAAAACAGCUGCGCAAAAUGUACACCUUGUGCUCUAGAAUAAGAUGGCCAUAGUUUGAUUUCCACUAACUAUGACUGCGAGUGAGGCGCGCUUUCCAUAAUGUAUGUUUCAUGCAUAUACAUUUGAACAAACAUCACAUUUAGUGUUUCACCAUUUAUUGAGUAUGGAGACAAAUGGCAAAUGUGUUGCGCAGUAUUUGAAGGAUAGUGUAAAUAUAGGUAGGUUACACUAAAUAUAGUGUAACCUACCAAUCAAUGUAAAUAGAGAGAGAAGUGCUGUGUAGUGCCAAUGUAGAGAAAGAAGUGCCUUAGUGGAAUCCAUUAAAAUCGUUUGGUCCAGAGACGACAACUCUUCCAUCUAUGGCAAAAGCCUGGGCUCCUGACGGGGACAAUAUAAUUCUCAUCACAUUGAGACCCCAUAUGCAUUUGCUUGUUGUCUUGUCUUUGUGGGUUUUGUUUUACAGUCUACACAGUCUAGUUAGUGCAUUUUAGAGUUGAAGAACACCAACUACAGAUAUACACAUGCUUGUUAGAGCAUCUCGAAGACAACUGCAUGUUACAAUUGUAAAACAUAAUCCGUUUUUAACCUCUUCAAACCGAUUCUAUAUUGAAUUUAGGCUAAUAUUGACGGCAGGGCUAAUUCAAACUGCAGUAGGAUGGUUCUCCUCACAGGUGAGUGAAUCAGCUGAGCCCAUGCUUGGUGACUAGCACUUGGUUGAUGUCUGGGAGCAGGACACCUGAGAGGAGAGCUGAAUAGAUCUUGGGAGACAAGUGAGAGACAAUAAUUAAUCAAAGAAAUCAUCAUAGCAAAGGAUGGUAGUUUAUGAGCUAGAAAUGAACGUCCUGACAGUCUAAAAAAAAACUACAACAACCAGGCUACUAGAAUCAGGAUAGAGGCAGGGUGCUCUGCAUCUUACUGCAACUAGGCCUAUUGACAGGGAUAAUGUGGCAUUUCUUAUUUGUCAGUAUGAAUGAAAUUAGUGAGUCCUGCCUUGACUGUAUUAGCUUUACAAUACUUGUCCUAUAGAUGUUUGUAGUCUUAAAUUAUUACUUGGAAUAAUGAUAGCUAAAGGUCCCUGUCCUGGAUUGACAUUGGAGUAGUGAAAAAGCUAUUUGCUUUUGCUAGCUAGCAACAGGUCUACAUGUUGAAGCUAGCUAGCUACAUUUAUAAGGUUGCUGUGUUCUAAGUAAAGUUGGGAGGUAUUUUACAGAUUGCAUUGAUGGUAUCACGCUUCUAUAACUAAAUAGAUCACAAAUAUAAAAUACUUUACCUAAUAGUAGUUUGUCGUACGGAGAUCGCUCUCGAGCUGUGUUAUGUACCUUAGGUACGGUGAAUGUGAUUGGCAGACGUGAUCAGCAAAGAUGGUACCUGGAUAGUACACAAGUUUUGAUUGGUUUACUGUUUAGUACUUGGCAGUGUUUGCCUGUCCAGCCAGCUAGCGAACAUAAAAGUAAGUAUUUCAAUUUUUUUGGCAAGAAUUGACAUUGUCAACGAAACUGAAAUCUGUUGAAUAAAUAAAUAUUGGGUAAGUGUACCUAUUAAGCCCACUUCCAUCUUUAAAUUCAAAUAAAACAAUUAAAAGUUUCUGCUGUUUUAAUACGUUUCUAUUCUAAGCCGAACAGAUGUUUUAUUAUUAAGUUGACAGUUGUGUAAAUUCCCACUAGUAGCCAAUUUCAACGCUGCAAAAAAACGGUGUUGAGGCGACCCUCAAACACAUUUUCCAGAUGUUCUUUGUUCCUUCUCAGAUAAGUGAUCAUACUUUAUGUAAAAUUAAGAGAUUCAUGUACUGAUCUAUGCACAUGGCAUAUUUCAUUGGCAUUAAUUAAUUUUUCUUGCCAAUUGAAAAGAUGGGGUUUUCAUGCUAGGAGUCAUUCCCGCAUGUCACAGUAGCAACAUAACUUUAACUACAACAAUAUAGAUUUCAGGCAUUCAGAACAUGCAUUUUGUCUUAUUUUACAGUUAAAUGAACCUGGCGUUGUUAUACCUAGAUUACAUUUUUGUAAACUUGACAUUUUUCUCCAGUGGGCUUAAAGGAUACAGUAGCACAAAAAGCACUUCCACCUAUACAGAAUGGAAAUGCAUAUUGUUCAAUAUGAUCAAUAUUAACUUUGUAUAAUAUUGUAGUCUUUAGUGUAUAUUUAUGCCCCCAAACCAUUGGUUGCCUAAUAUUUUAUGAGUAGACUUGGCUGUUCUGUCGUUUUCACCUUAAAUCAUGGUUCGAAUUUAAGCCCAGUAUGCUCUUGUUAAGCCCGGUUUGCUUUGAAACAUGGGGGUAGUGUGAUAUCCCUAAUAUUCAAUGAUCAUGAGCAUAAAUUGUUUGGUUUUUUUUACUUCAAAGGGCUCCUUUAGUGUUACGAACCCCGUGGCUUUAAAAGUCUAGGGUGGAUGGAAAAGAGACCCGUAACAUAACUCAUGCAAAUUAGAAUAGUGACACAGAAACAGUGAGAACAAAAAUACACCGACAACCAUAAGCUACCGUCAAACACAAAAUGUUUAUUAUGAACACACGGUAAAGGUUUGGGAAAAAGGGCUGAGCAGGACCCAAGGAAUGAAACAAUAAUGUCAAAACCCCCUAAACUGAUCUUGCCUGCCUCAAGAACCGUUAAGCUACUGCUAACCAUACACAAAUACAGUGGGUGGUGCGCUCAGGUCUAACUAGUGUUUUUAGACAAUGUUCUUUCUACGGGUAAUGUAUGCCCAAGGGCACCUUGCUAAAUCCCCCUUUUCCCAGGAACACAACAUAGUUACCAUAUAGAGUAACCAGCAAAUUAGUGAGUACACAAAAAACAGGACACCACAGUAUCCAUACUCACAAACGAAAAGUCUCUGUCAGCAAACACAACUGACUGGCUUUUAAAACAAUAGGAUGUGUGAUGUUAGUGAAAAACCAGAAACAGGUGGUGCAAUGCAGAGGAAUGUAUACUGAUUGGUCCACCUCAGCAAUCAGCAGACAAAUGGAUGUUGGACAGGUGGGACACCCCAACGACCACCAAUCAGGAACACAAAGGACACCUGUGAUUAGGGCAGAAGGAGAGGAAAAACACAUACAGGAUACCUGUAUCCGUAACAGCUAGGUUACGUGCAUGUUCAUCCACCUGCAACCUAUUUCCAGCCUCCAAACAGUGGUGAAUGGAAGGAGACAUCUGUUAAACAACACCAAAAAGUGUAAUGACCUUUAGCGAUUGUCAUUAGGCCAGAAUCUACGCAUCCACUGCUGUCUCUGUGUCGGCCACUCAUCUCUGCCUUGGCAAAAUGUCAGUGUUCUCGUGGAACCACAUCGCAUUUUGGAGCGUAGGUUAUACCAACCGUUUUUCAAAUCCAUUCGCAAAUCUUUCAUGCCUCUGACAUGCGGUAAUAAUAAAUAGUGGUGUAAUCAACAUUUUGUUUGAAUUAUUGUGAGAGGCUCGGGUUUUACCCGGUACCUGCGUACCCCCACUAUUUAUUUUACAUUCACCCCUGCAGUAAAGUCAUACCGUAUAAAACACCGUUUUGGUCCAAUUUGAUAAAUGCAGAUAGAAUUUGUUUGUUCGGCAUGGUAUCUUUUUGUGUCUAUAAAAUGUAAUUAUACGAGAUCUGGUCGGUGGAAAUGCUUUUAUGCGCAAAUAUUGAUAUAAUAACCAUCAUAUCGAAGUAAACUUGGAGUCAUGCGACGAUAUGGUGUGUGGUCUUACAUUUUUAGUCAUUUAGCAGACGCUCUUCUCCAGAGCUACUUACAGUUAGUGAGAGCAUACAUUUUUCAUACUGACCCCCCCCGUGGGAAUCGAACCCACAACCCUGGCGUUGCAAGCGCCAUGCUCUACCAACUGAGCUACAGGAGGGCCCACUACAACUCGGGGAAACAUGCAGUUUAUUAGGCUACAGAUGAAAUAAGUUAUGAACUUCACAGGGUGGUGAAAGUUCACAGUGAUGAACUUGAUGCUUCUUUCCAAUAAUAUUGAGGGUCUUAUUCUGGUGACAUGAUGAUCGAUGCUUAACUGCCGUUUGACAAAUAAAAAUAUUCUCGCUCUUAUCCUUAAAUCUCAUCAUGUAGACUAGCCUACCCGCACUGUAUCUGCGAGCUGUUGGCUAAAGUACAUGUGCCAAGACCAGAGUAGGCACAUUUGCUAUUUAAUGCAACCAUUUUUUGUGACGACUAACGGUAGAGUUGAACAUUUGAUGGAAACACAUUGAACUUUUGAAUUUUAUUCGGUAUAUGGAAAUUUAAGCGAAAAAGUACAUUGUGUGCACUGCGUCAUCACGCACUGGUUUUUAUCCACAACAAGUCCAUUUGGUGGAAACGCCAAUGGUGGGAAAAUGUGCAUAUUUUCUUAAUGCAUAUUUUCGAAUAUAAGCAUGAAAAUCUGUCGCCAAUUGGAUGGAAACCUAGCUAUUGAUGUAGCCUAGUGCUUCCUGAACUGGAAUGAAGUUAACAGGUGAGGGGCCAUUUGAGUCAAAGCAGGUGUUUUUGGCACCAUUCCUAAUUAACAACUUGACACUAGACUACAAAAACCCUGGUCUGCAGCCCAUUGGGACAGGGUGAACAACUCCUGAAUUAGGGCAGCUAUCAAUGAAAUGAAGGUCCCCACUGAAUUUGACUAGAUAUGAGACUGAUUACCAAUUUUUCAGGAUAAUGAUAACCAGUUGUCUCCAGAUGCGGUCACCCGCAUCUGGAGGCUUAAGCAACUAUUUUUCAGUGAUUUGUGGACUGCUGAAAUUGAGAAUUAGACCAACCUGAUAUGACCAAAUAAUGGGCCACUGUCAAUUGUUCCAGUCUCUCAAGGAGAAAAGGAGUUGCACAUGACUUCCAUGAUUUUUAACCCUGAGAAAAUGAUUUUAGAUGAUUUGGCUGCGUCUGAGGCCUGUGUGUUGUAACAUGGAUAAUCCUCACAGCCAUGACUCGUUUAACUAGAAUGAACUGCAUGUUGACCAACUGGGAUUGCAUGUUGGCAAAGUUGCAUCGUCAUGGUCAUACCUGAGGUCAUAUGGGGGAAAUUGGAAACUUUAUGCUCGCAGGUUUCUCUCAUCAAAACUUCCCUUCAGUAUUAGGAUUUAUAAAUGAGAUCUGUGAUCAUCCGACGGUCAGGUUUGGCUUGAGAAUGAAUUCUGUUUCCCUCUCUUCCCUGCUCCUUCCUGUUUGUCCCUUGUCCCUCGUCCAGUGAUGGAGCUGGUGUACUGGCGGGACCCAAAGAAGUCUGCGGUGGCCUUUGGCAUGUCCCUGCUGGUCCUUCUGUCCCUGGCCACCUUCAGUGUCAUCAGUGUGUUGUCCUACCUGCUGCUGGCCCUGCUUUGUGUCACAAUCACCUUCCGCGUCUACAAGUCUGUCAUUCAGGCAGUGCAGAAGUCUGAAGAGGGCCACCCCUUCAAGUACGACUGCUCAGCUUGGGAUAUGAUGGAACAUGGGAGAACAAGGAUUAUAUAAUUAGAACUAUGUCUGCUCGUAUUGAACUUGACCCCAUGGAGUCAUUGUCUGAUUUGAUUGUUAGGUGAUGACUGUGAUGCUUUGUCUCCCUCAGGUGUGUGAUGGAGCAGGACCUGACCGUUCAGCCUGAGACUUUCCGUAAAUAUGUGGAUGUGUGUCUGACCUACGUGAACCGAGCCAUUAAACAGGCCAGACACCUGCUGCUGGUGGAGGACCUGGUAGACUCACUCAAGGUAGUGUUCACCGGGCUAUAGGCUACUGCAAUCUUGGAGAUUUCCAAUGCUGUGGUCUUUAAUUGGCUCUAAGUGAUUAAUUCUAAAAGUGCUUGUGUAGAAUUUUCUUUCAUGCAUGUAUAGCAAGGGGAGUAGUUUUGUGAGUCUCACUCUAGCUCCAUCUGCUGGGCUGAAUGAGAAUGCUCUUAGGACAAAAUGAGGGUUUAUGUUGACUGGAUGGAAAAUUGGCUCAAAAGGUGCUUAGAAUUGUAAAAAAAAUAUAUAUAUAUAUAUAUAUAUGACCAGUGAAAAGUUUGGACACCUACUCAUUCAAUGGUUUUUCUUGAUUUUUAACUAUUUUCUACAUUGUAGAAUAAUAGUGAAGACAUCAAAACUAUGGAAUAACACAGAUGAAAUCAUGUAGUAACCAAAAAAGUGUUAAACAAAUCAAAAUAUACAUUUGAGAUUAUUCAAAGUAGCCACCCUUUGCCUUGAUGACAGCUUUGCACACUCUUGGCAUUCUCGCAACCAGCUUCACCUGGAAUGCUUUUCCAACAGUCUUGAAGGAGUUCCCACAUAUGCUGAGCACUUGUUGGCUGCUUUUCCUUCACUCUGCGGUCCAACUCAUCCCAAACCAUCUCAACUGGGUUGAGGUCGGGUGAUUGUGGAGGCCAGGUCAUCUGAUGCAGCACUCCAUCACUCUCCUUCUUGGUCAAAUAGACGUUACACAGCCUGGAGGUGUGUUGGGUCAUUGUCCUGUUGAAAAACAAAUUAUAGUCCCACUAUGCGCAAACCAGAUGGGAUGGCGUAUCACUGCAGAAUGCUGUGGUAGCCAUGCUGGUUAAGUGUGCCUUGAAUUCUAAAUAAAUCACUGACAGUGUCACCAGCAAAGCACCAUCACACCACCUCCUCCAUGCUUCAUGGUGGGAACCACACAUGCGGAGAUCAUCCAUUCACCUACUCUGCGUCUCACAAAGACACAGUGGUUGGAACCAAAAAUCUCUGACGCAUUUAUUUGUGCUGCAAUUUCUGAGGCGGUUAACUCUAAUGAAUUUAUCCUCUGCAGCAGAGGUAACUCUGGGUCUUCCUUUCCUGUGGCGGUCCUCAUGAGAGCCAGUUUCAUCAUAUUGCUUGAUGUUUUUUGCGACUGCACUUGAAGAAACUUUAAAAGUUAUUGACAUUUUCCAGAUUGACUGACCUUCAUGUUAUAAAGUAAUGAUGGACUGUCGUUUCUCUUUGCUUAUUUGAGCUGUUCUUGCCAUAAUAUGGACUUGGUCUUUUACCAAAUAGGGCUGUCUUCUGUAUGCCACCCCUACCUUGUCACAACACAACUGAUUGGCUCAAACACAUUAAGAAACGCAUUAAGAAAUUCCACAAAUUAACUUUUAACAAGGCACACCUGUUAAUUGAAAUACAUUCCAGAUGACUACCUCAAGAAGCUGGUUGAGAGAAUGCCAAGCGUGUGCAAAGCUGUCAUCAAGGCAGAAGGUGGCUACUUUGAAGAAUCUCAAAUAUAAAAUAUAUUUUGAUUCGUUUAACACUUUUUUUGGUUACUACAUGAUUCCAGGUGUGUUAUUUCAUAGUUUUGAUGUCUUCACUAUUAUUCUACAAUGUAGAAAAUAGUAAAAAUAAAGAACUCUGGAAUGAGUAGGUGUGUCCAAACUUUUGACUGGUACUGUACAUGUUUUAAAUAUUUGGCACACCUUAAGAGCUGUUGGUCUAUAUAAACUGUGGUCAGUUGUUGUUGUCUUUGGAGAUAUUUUUUCACAACACUGAAGUCCGCUCUAUUAUAUAUUGUAACGCCUGACUAAGAAAGACUGAAAAGCUGUCAUGUGGUGGCAGAGAAAGAAAUGCCUGGCAGAUAUUCAAAUGAGGGAUUAAGGAAGGAGUGGAUUACACAGCUGAAGGCGGCCAGUGCAUGUAAGUUCCUAUAGAGGCCAAACAUUGUGGGACACUCAUUAUAUCAAACACAGUCAAUGUUUGAAUAAGUAGAUAACAAUUUGGGUGAUAAUUAAAUGGAUCUAUAAAAUGGCCAAGGAAAAUGCAGUCCUUGUUAUACCAUUUAUGGUUUUCUGAAAUGUGCUGGUCCCUCUGUUGCAGCUGGCUGGUUUCAUGUGGCUGAUGACCUAUGUGGGAGCUGUCUUCAAUGGAAUCACCAUCCUUAUACUGGGUAAGACUCACCAAACACUGUCCAAUAACAGUUCUGCACCCAGUCAUGUAGACACUUUUAUAUUCGAAUUAUAAUAAUGCGCAUCUGUUUUUUUACCAUCCUCUAGGAACCUAGAUUUUUCUCAUUACACGUCAUGCUUUUAAUAACUAUUGGGGCUGUGUAGUUUGUUUUGUUUGUCCUAUGUCAGUGAUGGGCAACUGGCACAAACGUUUUUUUACUCAGUUGGUGUCUCAACUUACUGUUGCAAGUUAGAAUAGUAGAAUACACAAGAUGCAAAUGUGGUUGUGCAUCAACGGGUUUUCUCUUAUGUCAGUUACUGAUAGUCACUCAAUUAUCCCGUUGUCAGCUAAACAAUUUUAGAUUGGUAAAUUAUUCUAGCGGCCAACUAUCUAAACUUUUUAUCAUGGUCAAAUUACCGGCCGGGGGCCGCCAUUUGAUUUUGCUUGUCAGUCUCACUCAGAUAUCAUAUUAAAAACUACUAACAUUUGUCUCCACCAUAUGGCAAAAUGUGUAGAAUUGCAGGAAAUUAGUUCUAAAAUUGCUAAAUCUUCUGUCUGCCCCAUUGCAAAAUAUGUAGAAUUGCAGCAAACUUGCUUUAAAACGGAAACGUUUUCUCUACGCCCCAUGGCAAAAUGUGUAGAAUUGCACGACGUUAACUCUAAAACAUUUCUCUCCGCUGUCAAGGGGGGGCUCCUAAAAUGUUUUGCUCGCAAUGUGGUGGUGGGGGGUAUGCACACAACUGUGGCCCCUCACAAUGAGUUCAGAUUUUUUUGGGCCCCCCAUCAAAGUUGCCCAUCCCUGGUCUAUGUUCUUGUAUUGUACAGAUCUGCACUUAUGCCUACAGAAUUGCUCCUUGUGGGGAAAAAUGAAGUAUUUUGAAUUGAAACAAUCAGACUUACAUUUAGUCUAAAGAGGGGUGGGGAGGGGACAUGGUCUGAAUGAUCUAUAGUAGACAUAGUUUAAAUUGCCUUGAGAGAUCCUGUACAAUAGUACUGUAACAAAUUGCUUUUUAAACGGGUCCAUAGUAUUCAAUGAAUACUGUAGCUUUGUUUAAAUAGCAUGGGACACCUCUAACAUGCUAUCUGGAAACCUCCAUAGAAACAAACUUACUUAACCGGAGUCCACUCUGUUUCUCAUUGACAGCUGAUGUCAUCUUCUUCAGCAUGCCUCUGGUUUAUGACAAAAAUAAGGUAAGUGUGAAUGAAAGCAUUUGUUUUUACUUGGCAUACAAUUACUAAUGUUUGUUAUGAACCUGUGUGCUUGUUGGUUAACAAUUUUGUUCUCUUUCAGACACAGAUUGAUAAAUACAUGGAACUGAUUCGCACCAGAGUUGAAGUCACACUUGCAAAGUAAGGGCACCUCUUUUUUUUCUAACCAUCAAUAUGUAGAUGAGGUGAAAUCAUAGAACACCAUGUUCUGGUUUUUGGCAAUAGAAGUAGACAUUUCAGUGUCAUGGCAUGCAGGAACACACAGCAUCAUUAACUUCGUCAUGACCAGUCUUGGUUGAACCAUCCUAAAGGAUUUGUCUUCCCAAAUGCAAUGUGACCUCUAAUUUAGCAGUAUAUAGAUGUGAGAAGUACAGUAUGAUUAUUUCCCCUUUUCAGGCUUCAAGAUAAACUUCCUGGGGCAGUGAAACGCACCAAAGCAGAGUGAUUGUCCAUGACCCCUAUUCAACAACCAUUCUCUCCCUUAUACUGGAAGCAGUCCUACCCUUUCAAAUGCAUUCCCAGUGUCAAACCUGUGGCCAAGUCAUCGCUCAAUAUUCAAUGUACCAUAACUAACUUGCAUAGGGUGCAAUGCUUGUAUUUGUUGUUGGAGCCAGCCACAUUCUGAAUAACUCAAUCUGCAGUUGCUACAUCCAUUGUUGGAUUUAGAAAUUAAUGAUAUGUACCCAUUAAUUCUUGAAGAAUAUAACGUAUAAAUGCCUCAUGUGCUUAGUUCAACUGUCGGACCCCAUCAGAACCCAAAAUAUAAACUUGUUUUACUCCAAUGUUUGUA
Coregonus sp. 'balchen' is the source of this 12201-nucleotide messenger RNA. NCBI's taxonomy places the organism in Eukaryota, Metazoa, Chordata, Actinopteri, Salmoniformes, Salmonidae. The record is from the annotation of a GenBank genome assembly.